Messenger RNA from Salvia miltiorrhiza (redroot sage), 1039 nucleotides. RefSeq lists its product as uncharacterized. The record is from RefSeq and is a predicted model, not a curated record. Lineage: Eukaryota; Viridiplantae; Streptophyta; Magnoliopsida; Lamiales; Lamiaceae. The transcript has 4 exons. Bases 11 to 934 code for a protein of 307 amino acids.
UUUGAAUCGAAUGGCUCGUACGAAGGGUAAAGGAAAGGCUGUCGAUGCUGGCACCUCACGCGUUAAAAAAACAAAAAGAGUAGUGCAAGGAUCGUCGUCUGGCCCACCCACAAAGAAACGGAAAGUGGGCGAACCAUCCGGAGUGAAGAAUGUGGAAGAUGGUUGCAAAAGCCCAAAAGGAAAGAAGCUAAAGAGAAAGGAAUUUGCAAUUCCAAACGAUGUGAAGUGUCGUCGACGAAUUAAGAACACCGAAGAUGGUCCAGAUGCCAAAAAGAAAACAGACCACCCAAAGCUCAAGACCCGUACUACAACAUCUACAUUCUUUAAAAAAUUGACAGUUUUGAACGACGCACAAAAGGAUGCGGUCCGUUCUAUUGGAUUCGGGCAUAUAUUAGAGUUCAAGGUGAACAGAGUACCAUCAAAGCUUGCUUAUUGGGUAUUGGACAGGUUCAACCAUAGGAGCUGCACAUUAGAGCUUGAUGUACUUACAAAAAUUGAGAUAGAGGAGGAUGAUGUGUACAGGGUCUACGGAUUUCCGAAAGGAAAUAAACUGAUAGAGAACUUUCAAAGGACGGCGGAAAAUGAGCUCUUUAUCGAGUGGAAGAAUUUCUUCAACGUAGCGAACAGAGACAAGAUCAAGAUAAAAGCAGUGCUACGUCGUAUGGUUGACAGUGCAGAUGGCGGGUCGUGGUUUAAGCGCCAUUUCGUCAUUGCAUUGUGUUUCUCGCUGAUGGAGAGUUGCACUAGUGGCACCGUACAUCCUUACAUAUUUAGUGCUCUGGCUAACAUCGAAGAAAUCAAGAGCUGGAAUUGGGGAGAGUAUCUGUUGAGGUGUUUGAUAGAUCAUAAGAAAUCAUGGAUGACAGACAAGACAAAAGUCUUUGGUGGGCCGAUUCUUAGUGCUUUUCUACGUGGAUAUGAUACAAAUCGGUAGGCAAUCUGUGCCUAGAGGAUUCCCUAUUUUCAUGCAGUGGACAGGGAAGACGUUGAGAGAAAGGUAGAAGAAAGAGCUGGAUGAUGAUUUCUUUGGGGGUGGUGC